Messenger RNA from Triplophysa dalaica, 4295 nucleotides. It is a transcript of the gene ttbk2b, whose product is annotated as tau tubulin kinase 2b. The coding region runs from base 248 to 3031 and encodes 927 amino acids. Gene Ontology annotation, cellular component: ciliary transition zone; ciliary basal body; cytoplasm. Gene Ontology annotation, biological process: peptidyl-serine phosphorylation; cilium assembly; signal transduction. The transcript is spliced from 15 exons. The record is from RefSeq and is a predicted model, not a curated record. Gene Ontology annotation, molecular function: protein serine/threonine kinase activity; ATP binding. Lineage: Eukaryota; Metazoa; Chordata; Actinopteri; Cypriniformes; Nemacheilidae.
CUAGCCGCCGCUACCGCUGAGACUGCGAUAGACAACGCGCGUUUCAAUCUAUACUUUGUGCCUGAAAACGAUAUGGGAUUAUUAUGUGCAACAUUUCCUAUCACCAUGGCCUGUGAAACCGAAAGCGGCAUUUUAAAGUCUUUGGAAACAGCUCGCACCUCGGGCGCAGAGAGAGUGAGGGACCAGGCCCACUGAUGUGAGGUGUGGAGCAUCUCUGAGUGCGCUCGGUCCACUCUGGAGCAUCAGGAUGAGUGGAACAGGAGAGCAGACUGAUAUUUUGGCCGUGGGGAGCAUGGUGCGGGAGCGAUGGAGAGUGCUGAAGAAGAUUGGCGGGGGUGGUUUUGGUGAGAUUUAUGAAGUCUUGGACCAGGUGAACCAGGUCAGUGUGGCUUUGAAAGUGGAGUCUGCACAGCAACCCAAACAGGUCCUGAAGAUGGAAGUAGCGGUUCUGAAAAGGCUUCAGGGUAAAGACCAUGUUUGCCGAUUUGUCGGGUGUGGCCGCAAUGACAGGUUCAAUUACGUGGUAAUGGAGCUUCAGGGAAGAAAUUUGGCAGACCUUCGACGCACCAUGGCUCACGGCACGUUCACCGUGUCCACCACACUCAGGCUGGGCAGACAAAUUUUAGAAGCCAUCGAGAGCAUCCACUCUGUGGGCUUCCUACACAGAGACAUCAAACCGUCCAACUUCGCAAUGGGUCGGCUAGCCAGCACGUGCCGAACCUGUUACAUGCUCGAUUUUGGUUUGGCACGCCAGUUUACAAAUUCAAGUCAAGAAGUUCGUCCACCACGCCCAGUGGCAGGGUUCAGAGGCACCGUCCGUUAUGCUUCAGUUAAUGCCCACAAGAACAAGGAAAUGGGUCGACACGAUGAUCUGUGGUCUUUAUUCUAUAUGCUUGUGGAGUUCAUGGUGGGCCAGCUACCCUGGAGAAAAGUCAAGGACAAAGAACAGGUGGGAAAUAUGAAGGAGACUUACAAUCAUCGCCUCAUGCUCAAGCACCUCCCAGAUGAGUUUAGUGUUUUCCUUGAUCAUAUCUCCAAUCUGGACUACUACACAAAACCAGAUUAUCAGCUCCUUAUGUCAGUCUUUGACAACAGUAUGAAGAGCUGUAAUGUGGUGGAAAACGACUCCUAUGACUGGGAGAGAACAGAUUCAGAUGACACACUUAAUGUUGGAACCCUGGCAACCACUGCCCAGCAGCUGACCCGUCUCACACCUGCAUACAUGGGUAUGGCCAAUGCCUCAGUGAUCCCAGGUGAUCUGCAGCGUGAGAACACAGAGGACGUCCUUCAAGGUGAGCGCCUCAGCGAGGCUGAUAAUUGCACGCCCAUCCCAACUCAGCCUGCGCAGGAAACAGAGAUAUGGGAGGAUGUGGAGCACAGCCGCGAUCGAAACCUCAACCAUGUUCAGCCGCUGAUCAGAAAGGUGGCUAGCGAGGAGGAGCGAAGCAAAGAGGGCAACCAGAGCCCCAACAGUGGGUCCAUCCAGGGGUCUCCCAGACGGGUGCGCUCUGAGACUUUGCUCAUUGACCGCGUGGCUCCUUUGCUUAGACGGAUGCGGCACAGCCAGAGCAUGGGACUGGACAAAAGAUUGACCCCUGAGCCUAAACCCACCAUUGAACGCUUCUUAGAAGCCUAUUUAGGGAAGCAACGGGGCUGCCUGCCCCAGGACAGGGCUGUGUGUCGGGUUGAGCAGGGCUCCUUGGAGGACGAGGAAGGGGCAGCCAGCAGCGGUUACGUGGCCGUCAACCUCAGCCCGGUCCCCCAAGAGGGUGACUCUCAGGAGUGGGUCCUUGUGGAGCUUGAAGGCGGAAGCGGUUCAGCUGGAUCUAAACCUGAUGAGGAAGAACGCUCAGGGAUCUCCCCACGCUCCUGCAGCCCUCUUGCCCUUCCUCGCACCUGGUCUGACCCUCUGCCCCAGCACACCAGUAGCCUGGGCGGAGAGUUCCAGGCAGGUGCAUGCCACACUGGACCUCCGUUCUCCCGGUUACAGGGCUUGCCUGGUUUGCCUGGCGUAACCGGACUAUCUGGGCUGUCUGGAUUGAGAAGAUUGCCCACAAUCCAGCCUGCAUCGAUGGUCCACCACAACAGGACUCAUCUUGAGCAGUCAUUCAAUGCUGUGCUACAGUCCGUCCAGCCUCCGCAGAAGAUAGAUGAAUCUAAGCUUGACAACCUGUCAUGCCCCACAGAAAAAGAGCACAACCACGUGCCGGCUAAAAGCCACAUUCUUGCAGAUGAAAACUUUGCAUCUGUUAAGGCCUCUGAGAAGGAUGUGGAGAGUGACUCUGGCUGUCCUAAUGGAGGACCUUCUUCAACCCCUAACCAGGUAGAGACAACUGGACACAGUGUUGAUGCGGUUCCGUCAUCCCCUCGUGAUCUCUCCCCCCGAGCCAGUCGCAUACCGGUCCGUGACCUGGACUCUCCCACCCGCAGGGGUUUUCCGGCUCCGCUUUCCCCUUCCUUUUCAUUUUCGUGCGAGCACUUCCCCUCGGCUAUGCUCCGCGACAAGUUCACCUUCCCCGCCAGCUCCCGGGGGUCUGACUGGCAAGGGGAGGAGCCACUGUCGUUAUCGUCUUCUUCAGGCCCUUUGUCAAGCAGGAGUAAGAUUCCGAGACCCAUUAGCCCCACUCUUGUGCCGGAACAGCUAUCUACUCGAUUCAUUCCUCGGCCGCCACCAGGAAAACCACCCCUUCGCACAGGUAGCGAAAACAGACGUAGACGCUACCGCAUUCGGGCUAGCAGCACCGGCGACGCAGAUCUUCUGGACAACCUCACUCAGCUUAUGCAGGAGCGAGGUGGCAUGGCCGUCAGCUCCUCCUCUCGUUACCAACAAGCCACCUCCUCUUCUCUUCAGCGCUCGCUAAGCUCCUCCCCUUCCCACUUUGAGGGCGGUCAGAGCCAGUCACCAAGUAGCUGUUCAGCCUCCCCGCCUCCCAGAAUCAGUGACUUGCGACUGCAUCAUGGGUCAGGGCAUUGCGGCAGAGUCAGAGCUGGAAGUCUUGAGAGCAAAGCCACAGCCAAAAUUAGCAAAUAAAGAGAAAAACAUGCACCUGAUGGUGAAAGAAAUGUGAUUUCAAGUAGCUUUUAAGGUCAAUAUUAAGCCUGAUGAACUGUAGCUUUUUUACAAGCGUUGUUUUGACAGAGAGGGAAUACAAACAGGUAUUCGGCAGUUGAACCUGUGAUAUUGGUUGUAAUUACUUGAAAGCAUUAUGUUUUUGUCAUUUAAUCAAAUAUUAUCAACUGUAACUUUCACCCACAAAAGUAAGCCAUUGCAUUGCAUUUCUUUAGGAUCAUUUUAAUUUAUUUUUUACACUACAUAUGGUUUGUGCCAAAUAAUCAUUUUUCCAUGUUUUAUUUGUAAAGUAUGAGAUCUGUCGUUUUUGUUACAUUUAAACAAUUUGCGGUCACUACAAGUGAGUGUUGUCAAUGAGUCUUACAGUAACUCAUUGUACUCUUUCAAACAGAUGCACGUUUCAGGAUUUGUGGGUGCAGCAUAUCCAACUCUAGCCUUACAUUUUUUUUACUACAUUUUAUAAUUUUGUUUUAUAAUAAUUUGUCACAAUUAAGUCAAAUUUUAAUUCCACAUUUCGGUCGAUAGCUAUCUAUACAAAUAAUAUCAAUUAUGUAUAGAUACAUAUGGUCCAAGCAAGCAUGUGUAUAUAUGUAUUUCAGGGAAUGUAUGUACUUUAAACUGUAUCAUCUAUAGAAUGUAUUUAUUUAUUUAUUGGAUGUGUUAACUGUACCUGACAAUGUAGCUUUAUUACUUGCUACUGAGUGAAUUUGCCAUCACGUUAAGGGUCAGCAACCUUGCAAUUGCCAAGUAUAAUCUCCUCCAUGCCUGUUAUAUCAUACUAACACAGUCACUGUAUAAAGUCAUAACAACAAUAAGAAAUGUACUGACAGUGAAACAAGGAACCCUUAAACAGAGCAAGGAACUCUUAAUCCACAACACUAUAAUCCCAUUAACAUAGUACUUGAAAACAUCUGCAAGAUGUGAUCUGUGUGAUAGAUUGGCUGUCUAUGACAAGAUGGUUUGCGGUUUUUGGGACUUCAGUCUGAUGAGUACAAGGCCCAUGAAGAUGUACAGGGAAAAGGAUUGUGGGUACUUGCUCAUUAACACAAUUUAGAAUUCAUUGUGUGCUUUUCCACUAGAUUAGUUGUUUGGUUCUGGUUUGUCUGGAAGUACAUUUACUUCAAACGCAUCAGUAUAGACACAUAACAAUGUUAUGAUGGCGUGCAUUUUAUGAAUUGUACAUAACUUAGACUGUAUAUAGAUAUAAAUAUAUUAAGAAACUCCA